Messenger RNA from Umbelopsis ramanniana AG, 1641 nucleotides. RefSeq lists its product as uncharacterized. NCBI's taxonomy places the organism in Eukaryota, Fungi, Mucoromycota, Umbelopsidomycetes, Umbelopsidales, Umbelopsidaceae. The transcript is spliced from 3 exons. The record is from RefSeq and is a predicted model, not a curated record. Bases 1 to 1641 code for a protein of 546 amino acids.
AUGCCCAACCUCGACGACGUCUUGGAAUCUUCUCCUUCAGAGUCUACUACUUCCCCUACUGGCGAAUGGAAACCUCCUCCGGGACACAUGGAUUCAUUUUAUACCCGCCUGUUGAAACUUUCAUUCCCAGACAGUAUUUCUGCCAUCGAAUAUUGUCGUGAACUAAGCUCGCAGUACGGCUUUACCGUUAAGCAGGAAGCAUCCUCCAAUAGGAACAUUUACGUUUACUGCUCUAGAGAAGGUGUACCUGACUCACAACGUAAUCCAAAACCAUCUCCUCAAAGAAAACGCCCUUCCAAGCGAUGCGAUUGCCGCUGGAGGAUAGUACUGUUUGAAAACGAUCAAGAACGUUGGGAAUUUAGAAAGUCUGUAAAUGCAGCAUCAUCUGAACAUAACCACGAGAUGAUGCACCCUGACGAUAUGGUCAAGAGCUGGCCUAAAGAAGUCACCGAUAUGAUUGUGGACCUGGCCAGAAAACGAUGGGCAACUCACGAAAUCCGCUCCUACGUUCAAAAUGAAUUUCAAAGCAUUAUUUGGAACGAAAGAAGAUUUUACAAUCGUCUUUCUGAAGAAAGGAAGAAAAUCAAGCACAGAGAAACGGUAGACCGGGUUCAAAGACUAACUAACAUCACCACAAGACUAUGCACCGUAGCUGCUGCUAGUGACGAGUGGACAAAUCACGCAGAGCAAGAAUUGAUCAAAUUGUUCAAUUCAUGUUGUCAAUUCGCUCAUAUCGUACCCGACUCUAUUCCAUCUCCUAUUGAAUCAUCUCCCUUGACGGAUGAUGGCACCGAUGGCUCUUUAUCGCUUAGCCCAGCCUCUCAGACCAUGGGCGAUAUGCGAUCCCAUACACCGCUGAUGUCAUCUUACAAUGAUUGCGAGGAAGCUCUCAUGUCCCCCACCAAGAGAAGACGUGUUCUAUCCAUUGUGCCACCCAGCAGCAAUGGUCACCACCACCACUCGUCACAUCACAAAGAAGGCUCCAGAGGAUCCCAAGCUGUGACCAUUCCAUCUUACACCAUUCAUGUCAAGUCUCAAGCUAUCAGAACGUCCAGUACAGCAGAUAAUUCCAUUCGAAGAACCCAGCACUCCAAAUCUCCAUCCAAUGUUCUGUAUACUCCUGAAUCGCCUGCCAGUACUACGAGCAUGCAUCAAACACAACAACCCUUUGUGUCUCCCACCACACCUACUUCCAUGCAUUCUACAAGCUCUUCUGCAAGACCUGAUGUACCAAUGCAUAUGCAAGGACAAUAUAAUUUGUAUCAACAACCUUAUGAUAACAACUCUUUCCAACUCACAAGCCCCAUGCCAGGAUAUAUGCAAUUCCAAUCAUACAGCACAAUGCAACAUCCCCCUGCAGGCAGUGGGAACUUUAACAUGAUGGAUGAUGGAAUGAUCAUUCCUCAACGUACUCGAUCAUUGCCACCCCAACAUCACCCAUCCAAUACUCCUGCAGGUAGAGAAUCACAACAACAACAACAGCAACAGCAUUUGGUAGAUUAUCGAUCAUUUCCGUUACAUGGACAUAGCGAGCACUUGCGAUUGAAACAUGAGCCAGAUGUUGACCUGCACUCUGGUAACAUGCAACCACAUAACCCAGAUAUGCUUCCCGCUGUUGGCCAGACUGCUAGCCACUGGUGA